AUGGCCAUCAUGAGUUAUUCGUUGUACUUUAUAUUAUUGGCAGUGCAGCUGACGAGUAUCUCGGCUACACAACCACUACCACUGAAAUGUAUUCUUCAAGACAACCAUUUCUUGACGAUAUUCAACAAAGGCAAUGGUCGUACCAACCCUGACGACGGUCUUACCAUUAAUGUUCCCGCAUUAGAUAAGUUGAAGAUAGAUUAUGUUAAAGUUGACAGAGACGGCUUUUUGCUUGAAGCGAAGGAUCUAGAAAUUGAAGGACUAGAGAAUGCAAUUUUGGAUGACUUUGGAAUAAAUCUAGUUAAUAACAUCUCCCAUGUAACCUUCCAUACGGAUAUACUUACAAAAUGUUUAUAUAAGGCAGAUGGGUCGGUAUUAUUUUUACCGAUUAAUGGCGAAGGCUAUAGCAUCGUAUCUCUCAAAAAUUUACAAGUUGGUAUGGUAAUUCCGUUUGACAUUGUGGACAAAAACGGUAAAAAGUAUUUCGAACUGAUGAGUUACGACUACUGGUACGAUGUAAGAGACAAUGCAAAUAUAAGUUUUUCCAAUCUUUACUACGGAGACAAAGAAAAAAGUGACAUCAUGCAUUAUCUUUUAAAUCAGAACUGGAAAUUUAUGACAGUACGUUAUGGGACGAAUUUUAUGGCAGAAUUCGCGAAACGUUUUUUCAGCAUGUUCAAAAAUUAUUUCCUCUCAACGCCUUUGAGGGAUUUCGGUACUUGCUAA
This is a messenger RNA of Melitaea cinxia (Glanville fritillary), 726 nucleotides long. RefSeq lists its product as uncharacterized. Lineage: Eukaryota; Metazoa; Arthropoda; Insecta; Lepidoptera; Nymphalidae. Bases 1 to 726 code for a protein of 241 amino acids. The transcript is spliced from 5 exons. The record is from RefSeq and is a predicted model, not a curated record.